UAGAGGGCAGCACUGGUGCAGCGAGCGCAUUGUAUCACACACACACAGACAAAAUGAGUUCAAUGCUCAAGUACAUAUCCAGACCUUUCGCGAGAAAAACUUCUGCAAAAAUGCAUUACACCACUGGGGUAAACAUUAGACUUUUGCCCAGUUACAAAUGCUCGUUUGAAGAUCCAGUGCACGUGACCGUAAAUGGAUUAAAUCCGCAACAACGCGUGAAACUGCGCUCAAAAGUCACGGAUGACAAUGGCCUUGUUUUCCAGGCUUCGGCCACCUACGAGGCGGACGACAAUUGUCAGGUUGACCUCAGCCGCCACCCCUCGCUUGGUGGCAGCUUUACCGGUGUCGAACCAAUGGGCUUAUUCUGGGCAUUGAAAGCUGAUACGGAAGCCUGCAAGUUCGCAAAAACAGACGUGACGCGUCCUGCUCUUGUUGACAUUGAGGUUUUGAGCAACGAUAAAGUCAUCGCUCAAGCGACGAACGAGAGACACUGCAUGGCCAAUGGUGUCCGGAGAGUUCCUGUCACAGAAGGCAGGAUCAGAGGAACUUUGUUUCUGCCACCCGCCGGUACAGGACCAUUUCCUGGGAUUCUGGAUACAUAUGUUUUCAGAGGAUUCCCUUUUGAGUUGAGAGCUGCUCUUUUGGCAAAACAAGGGUUUGCGGUGCUUGCCUUGGCCUUCCAGGGUUACCAAGAUUUACCCAAAAGGGCUGAAAAAUUUCACCUGGAGUAUUUUGAAGAGGGUAUAACAUUUUUGCGACAACAGCCUGAGGUCAAAGGCCAAAAAAUAGGCCUAAUUUCCAUCUCAAAAAGUGGAGAUCUCGCUUUGUCAAUGGCAGCUUUUCUGCCUGGUAUAUCGGCUACUGUUUGGAUCAACGGAUGUAAUGCCAAUACUUUGGUCCCUGUGUACUACAAAGACAUGUGCCUUCCACCCCUGCUGUUUGACAUUGCAAAAGCAAAAAUAACACCAUCAGGCAUGCUAGAUAUUGGGGAUGUUAUGCAUGACCCCAUGUCCAAAGAAGGGCUCCCUAGUGUUAUACCCAUUGAGUGCAACACCGGUAACUUCAUGUUCAUAAUGUCAAAAGCUGACAGAAAUUGGCAAAGUGCGUAUUAUGCGAGGCUAGCAUGCGACAGAUUGAAAGCACAUGGGAAAAAUAACUAUGAGCUGGUGGCAUAUGAAAAGGCUGGUCACUUCAUUGAGUUGCCCUAUAUGCCAUUUUGUGUCGCAAACUUUCAUGGUGUCGCAAGCAAAGUGGUUUACUUUGGUGGGGAGCCUAAGGCCCAUUCCGAGGCACAGUUGGAUGCAUGGCCAAAGAUUUUGAAUUUUUUUAGAAAACACUUAGGAGCUACUAAUCAAAGAUCUAUGCUUUGAAAGCAGGGGUAUAUAUAUGACACUAAAGGGAGAUCAAGACCUGCACCCUUGUUCUAUUAAGAUUCUGAUUGUAUUUUUCUAAUAUAUUAAGUCAUUAAGAAUUAAUCAAGCCAGUGUUUGAUUAUGUAUCAUUUGCUUCUAAUCACUGGUUUUAUUAUUUAUACAAAGUAGUAUGCGUUAUCUUUGGAUAUUAUUCAUACUACCUUUUCAUAUUUGUACACUAAACUAAAUCUCAUAGAGAUUUGUUAAAAUACAAAUUGGUGUUAGCUUCAGUGCUCAAAUUGAAGGGGGCCUGGGGGGAUCCGGGACCCCCCAUAAGGUAUUAGGGACCCCCAUAAGAAGUAAAAAAUAGACUUAGGGGUACCCUCAGAUAUUUUUAUUUGAGUAAAAAUGAUAAUGACAAAUGUGAUUAAAUUCAUGCAAUGGAUAUGGUAAAUUUUGUGAAUUAAUUAUUUACAAUAAUUUAUAUUAAAUUUGUUUAUGGGCUAGUUGUCAUGUCUCUUUAAAUUUUCAAUGCCCCGCCCCAGGUCUAUAGACUGCUAAGCGCAGGACAUAGUUGACAUGACUGCUUGAUUGGAGUCGCUCCGGUGAAGCUAACUUCAGCUAAAAGAUGGAGAAUAAUAAACCUCCACUCGCAGUCGGGAAGAGGAAGCUUCUACUUUUUUGAGGGGUCAUUUUCUCUCUCUAUAUAUCUUUCCACUAUAUUUAUCAACUCCAUGUCGGGGCUUUUGUAUUCCUUGCGUAAAUUAUUAUUAGGCCUGGUUCAGGGGUGCUAGAUAUCGAUGAAGAUGAGUGACAGCUUUUUAGUUAUUAUAAAGGGAGUGCUCGUUGUGCGGUUUCUGUGCUAUAUAUAAUCCAUUCAGAAAUGUAUAAAACUUGUUUUUCAUGCUGCUAAGACCAAUGGCCACAUACACACUGCAAAGUUUCGGGAAUUACAUCGGCAUUCACUCUUGAAAUAGCUAUGAUUGACAUAUUGAUAGCCAUAGUUAGUUCCUGAAUAAAGCAGACUUUUGGACUGAAAUGGUUGAAUAGUCUGCUGACUGACAGACUCACUCAUAUCAGUCCCUUGCUGCCACCUACUGAACUAUGUAAACUGCACUGAAAUCGUUGAAAAAUCCCCACAACACUAACACACAGACUGACAGCCGGUCUUGUCACAAUUUAUAUUUUUAAUAUCGAAUAAACUAGUUUCUUGCAUUUAAACAAGUCUUUUGGAACAAACAUUAUUAUCACAAAGUGUCAAUCAUCCAGUUGUUUUUAGGGAAAAUAGUAAAUACAUAAUGCUAGAAUUAUUCUGUUGGACGUACACUACUGUUCAAAAGUCAUUUCUGUUCACCAAGCCUGCAUUGAUUUGAUCCAAAAUACAGUAAAAGAAGCCUGUUUUUAAUAAAUAGUAUAUAGUUAUGCAUAUUAUGAUCAAAUAUAUUGUGUAUUUUGUAUAAAUUGUAUAUUGCGAGACUAACCCCCACCCCCACCAAAAAAAAAUCUUAUGGUGGGGACCCCCAACAUCAAUUCGAGCACUGGUUAGCUUCCUUCCUGUUUUUGCAUUCAUUCACUCACUUAAGGUCCAUUUUGUUGUACAGCCUCGAGUCUCCUUUUCACAGCAGCCUUGAGGAUCUCUUCAAUCUUAAUAGAGUGAAAAUGUGGGUUAUUUCUUGAAUCUUUUUGAUUUAUCAACAUGUUUCUUCUACAUGAAAGCUGAUGAGAUCCUCUCUUCACACACCCUCAGCGGUACUUACAGCAGAUAUUUUAAAGAGGACUUUGACAUCGACACACUCCAUCGGCCAUUGCGUUUAACCUGGACCGGUUAGAGGAGGCUCUUCCUGUUGAUUAACUGGAAUAGAUUCAUUGUUUAUAUAGAAAGGGUUACAAUCAUUUGCAGUGCCAUUGCCCGGUAUUGAUCAUUGUAAUUUGUGAGAUGAAUUUUUGAAUGAGCAGGCCUGCCUUCUGCUGUUUGGAGUAGAAUUGGAGAGAUACAACACGAAUUCUGCAAUUGUUGGGACGUUUUUUUAUUUUAUUUGAAUAAAGUGAAAAUUAAAAGACUUCUAAAUCA
Molecule: messenger RNA, 3423 nt
Organism: Triplophysa rosa
Lineage: Eukaryota; Metazoa; Chordata; Actinopteri; Cypriniformes; Nemacheilidae
Gene: acot20
Product: acyl-CoA thioesterase 20
Exons: 3
Coding region: 54-1370 (438 amino acids)
Biological process (GO): acyl-CoA metabolic process; fatty acid metabolic process
Molecular function (GO): fatty acyl-CoA hydrolase activity
Source: RefSeq, a predicted model, not a curated record